This is a messenger RNA of Bombus huntii, 1745 nucleotides long. RefSeq names its product armadillo repeat-containing protein 6 homolog. Lineage: Eukaryota; Metazoa; Arthropoda; Insecta; Hymenoptera; Apidae. The record is from RefSeq and is a predicted model, not a curated record. The coding region runs from base 128 to 1504 and encodes 458 amino acids. Gene Ontology annotation, biological process: hematopoietic progenitor cell differentiation. Gene Ontology annotation, molecular function: protein binding. The transcript is spliced from 5 exons.
AACACGAUCAGAUUGACAUUUGUCUUUUUGCUCUCACGUGGAUAAGGAUAACGCAUAUCGUACUCUCGCAAGACAGCAUUCAUUUCCUAAUAUAGAGAUUCAGGACACGGUGAACAAAGGUAUAGCAAUGGUUCGCGUAAUUACUCAGGAAACUUACGAUGAAGUUGUUAACGAAAAUAUGGAGCAAUUUUCGAUGACUCCUAAAGAAGCUAUAGAAGACGCGGUAAAACAAUUCGAAGCUCAGGGUGUAGACUUGAGCAACAUCAUUAAAGAUUUAAUUCUCAAUGAUGACAGCGAAUUAAUCGUAUCUUCUUUAAAUCAAAUUAAUAAUGCUAUAGAGGAUCAGAAUUAUGAAAAUGUUCAUCAUACAUUAGACAAAUUGAGAAAUGAAUUAGACAAAGAUAUCGCACGUAGAAUAUAUGCUGGAAAGAAGGGGGCAUAUAAUACUUUAAUAAAAUUAAUGAAAGCCUGUCUUAAUAAUGCUACUAUCAUAAAAUCGGCAUUGAAAGCUAUUACUUCAUUAAUGAAUGGUAAUCCAGACUUGUUGAAUGAUGAGGGAAUAGCCUUGCAAAUACAGAUUUUAGAUAGAUAUCCAGAUAUUUCAACAUUACAAUUACUUUUACGGUGGAUAAGAGAAUGUUGUAUAAAACACGAGCUUAAUAGACAAGGUAUUUUUAAUGCGGAUAUCUUUAACAAGCUUAAAAAAAUAUUGAUUCGUGAUGAUACGUCUGGACCCGAGUUAAGAGAUGCUUGUGCUGUAAUUAGAGCCUUGGUGUUAGAUGAUGAUAUUAGACACGAAUAUGGAAAAGCUCAUGAGCAUGCAAGUGUUAUUGCAAAAGGAGCCCUCAAUGUCCUUACUGGGUUGUUGCCAAGAUAUAAGAAAGAUAAAGGGGUCGUGGGUGACUUAAUGAUAACUUUAGCGGCGCUAAUCGUGCGGAACGAAUUUUGUCAGGAAGUAGAAGAUGCAGGAGGGCUAAAGUUCGUCAUAGAUGUUAUGAUCGAUCAUCCAGAUUCAGAGAAAUUAAAUUGGCAAGCCUUAAAAUUGUUGAAAGCCUUAGCUGGAAAUGACGAUGUAAAGUCUCAUAUUAUAACAUCAGGCUGUGGCCCUUUGAUUGUUUCUGCUAUCAGUAGAAUGAGAGAAUCUGAGUGUGUAGUGACCGCAGGACUUGCAUGCAUUUCCGCAUUAACACUGAGGUGUCCCUCAAACGCUGGUGUGUUUUACGAUUGUGGAGCGCCGCUUGUAAUCGUAGACGCGAUGAAAGCUUAUCCUAAAAGCGUGACUCUGUUGAAACAAGCUGCUUGGGCUGUACGCAAUAUGUCUGUACGAAAUAAGGCAGAAUGUUCAGAAUUUAUUACUCAUGGUAUAGAGGACGUCUUGACAAGUGCCCUUAAACUACACGGUUCUAAGGUCGAAAGUGACGUGAAGGCGGCUUUGAGGGACCUGGGACUGAAAGUAGAAUUGAAAGAACGAUGGACCGGUAAAGGUGUAUCCAUGAACAAUUAAUCAUUGUCAUUGCGACCAUAUGCGACUUGAAAAUGUUUCAAACAUUUUUUACAUUUUGCUUGAAAAAAUGUCAAAUAUAUAUCAAAACUUAACAGCUGAUAUUAGUAUUUUUCAUAGCACUCGUAUUUAUAUGUAUUAUAUAUAUAUAUAUAUAUAUUGUUUUUUUAACUUGUUUUUUAUAUACUAGAUAUAUUUAUAUGUUGUGUAUUAUUAUAAAUUUAUAAUAAACUUUUAUCUUUAA